ACAGCACAACUUGCAUAUUACCAUAACAUUCUACGAACGUAUGGAACAGGAAAUGCAAAAAUAUAAAAAAAAUAUCCAAAACUGUUGAUUCGGCAAAUUUGUCCGUUUUACCAGUGUUUCAAAACCACUGGCUAUUACACGUGUUACCGUAUGAUUCGAAUUGAAUUUUAACUAAAACGAAAAAAUGUUUUGGUCAUUUGUGGCGGUCCAUUUGUUAGUCAUAGCUGUGAUAUCAAAUGAUUCAUUUCCGAUCGAUUUGAAGGAAAUUGAUCCCGAAGACAUCUAUCUUGUGGAUAAGGAACGGAAGGGACGAUUUAUUCAAGUAAAUCAAACCACUUUUCUGCCCAAUCCCAUUGAGUUGAUACGAGCGAAGAAAUCGUCAUCGCAGGAUGCAGAUGAGAAAUUAAGCGAUGCCAGUGCAUUAAUACCGGACAAAAAAGGAGAUCAAUCAUCAACCGAAAACAACGUAAUGCUUCCACCUCCACCGCCAGUCUAUGUGCCAACACCGUACAAAAGAGAGGAGUUCGUAGGUCAAAAUACCACCGCUUGUGCGGAUUCCCUGUUCGAACCACAAACGUUUGGCUAUCCAUCAUUUUUCGAAGAUCAGUUUACAGUUCAAGGCCAUCUGGCCUUUAUUGACAAUCCGACGAAUUGUUGUAAUUUCGAACAAUUGAUGAACGCUUUUACUGGAAGAUUAUCAUGUGUUGACGAAUACAAUGUACCGCAAGAAAAUCUAUUUUGUUAAUAAAAUUGAAUGAAUUUG
Molecule: messenger RNA, 763 nt
Organism: Bradysia coprophila
Lineage: Eukaryota; Metazoa; Arthropoda; Insecta; Diptera; Sciaridae
Source: RefSeq, a predicted model, not a curated record